Aptenodytes forsteri (emperor penguin) is the source of this 4039-nucleotide messenger RNA. RefSeq names its product regulator of telomere elongation helicase 1 (gene RTEL1). The record is from RefSeq and is a predicted model, not a curated record. Gene Ontology annotation, molecular function: hydrolase activity, acting on acid anhydrides, in phosphorus-containing anhydrides; DNA binding; DNA polymerase binding. Gene Ontology annotation, cellular component: nucleus. The transcript has 35 exons. NCBI's taxonomy places the organism in Eukaryota, Metazoa, Chordata, Aves, Sphenisciformes, Spheniscidae. Gene Ontology annotation, biological process: DNA repair; telomeric loop disassembly; regulation of double-strand break repair via homologous recombination.
GGAGCCAUGCCCAGGAUAACGCUGAACGGCAUCACGGUGGAUUUCCCCUUCCAGCCCUACGAGUGCCAGGAAGCCUACAUGGCCAAGGUGCUCGAGUGUCUGCAGAAGAAGGUAAACGGUAUUUUGGAGAGCCCUACAGGCACAGGAAAGACCCUCUGCCUGCUGUGUUCCACUCUGGCUUGGCGGGAACACUUUAAAGAUACUAUCUCAGCCCGCAAAAUUGCACAGCGUAUGAAUGGAGUGGAGCUCUUUCCCGAGAGACCCAUGUCAUCCUGGGGCAACGCUGCCACAGAUGCCGAUAUCCCAACUUAUUACACUGACGUUCCCAAAAUAAUUUAUGCUUCCAGAACUCACUCACAACUUACACAGGUCAUUAACGAGUUAAAGAACACAGUCUACAGGCCAAAGAUAUGUGUUUUGGGUUCCAGAGAGCAGCUUUGCAUCAAUCCUGAAGUGAAGCGACAGGAGAGCAACCACAUGCAGAUCUACAUGUGCCGAAUGAAAGUGAUGGCUCGUGCUUGUCAUUUCUAUAACAAUGUGGAAGAAAAGAGUACAGAGAAAGAACUCGUUGAUUCAAUCAUGGAUAUCGAAGACUUGGUUAAAAAUGGAAACAAGCACAGAGCUUGUCCUUAUUAUCUCUCUCGAAGCCUGAAGCAGCAAGCAGAUAUUAUUUUUAUGCCUUACAACUAUUUGCUAGACUCGAAGAGCCGGAGAGCGCACAACUUAGACCUGAAGGGGACUGUGGUAAUACUUGAUGAAGCUCACAAUGUGGAGAAGUUGUGUGAGGAGUCAUCUUCCUUUGACUUGACACCCUACGAUUUGGCUUCGGCAAUGGAUGCUAUAAAUGUCGUACUGGAAGAACAAGCCAAAGUAGUUCAACAGAAUGAAAUAAAUGCUGAAUUCAAUAUGGAGUUGGCCAAUUCAGGACUGAACAUGGAACUGGAAGAUAUAGCAAAGAUAAAGAAAAUACUUCUUCAGCUAGAAAGUGCUAUUGAUGCGGUGGAGCUGCCACCGAAUGACAGUGGAGUCACCAAAGGGGGAAGCUACAUCUUUGAUCUGUUUGCAGAGGCUCAAAUAACAUUCCAGACCAAAUCCUCACUCUUGGAGUCGCUAGAGCAGAUUUUACAGUUUCUUUCAGGCCGUACUGGGAUAUUUGUCAAUACAUCUGGAUUGCAUAAGCUCUCAGAUAUUAUCCAGACAGUAUUCAACAUCGAUCCUCCAGAAGGCACAACAGGUUUCAUGCCACAUCAGUCAAUAUCUAAAUAUUAAAAGGUACAUAUUCAUCUGGAUAACAGUAAUCAGAAGAAGAAACAAAGGACAGAUCUCUGGAAUUCAUCGUCUGCAAAAAAACAAGGAAAGACCUUAAGCUAUUGGUGUUUCAGCCCCGGAUACAGCAUGCAUGAGCUUGUUCGACAGGGAGUCAGGACAAUUAUCCUUACUAGUGGGACUCUCUCCCCCCUGUCAUCAUUUACAAUGGAAAUGCAGAUCCCUUUUCCUGUUUGCUUGGAGAAUCCUCAUGUUAUCGAUAAACACCAGCUCUGGGUUGGGAUCAUUCCUAAGGGACCUGAUGGAGCUGUGCUUACUUCUACCUAUGAAAGAAGGUUUUCAGAGGAUUAUUUAUCUUCUUUGGGGAAAACAAUUGGUAACCUUGUGCGAGUUGUACCGCAUGGACUGUUGGUGUUCUUCCCAUCGUAUCCUGUCAUGGAUAAGAGCCUGGAAUAUUGGAGAGAGCAUGAUUUUGCUAAAAGAAUAGAAGAAGUGAAGCCAAUGUUUGUGGAACCCAGGAACAAAGGAAGCUUUGCAGAGGUAAUGGAUGCCUACUAUGACAAAGUUGUCUGCCCUAAGUCCAACGGUGCUGCUUUUUUGGCAGUGUGUCGGGGGAAGGCCAGUGAAGGCUUGGACUUUGCAGACAUAAAUGGACGAGGCGUCAUCAUUACUGGGCUUCCGUUUCCUCCUCGUAUGGAGCCCAGGGUUGUUUUAAAGAUGCAGUUCCUGGAUGAAAUGAGAAGAAGUGGUGCAGGUGCACAGUAUUUAUCUGGGCGUGAGUGGUACAGUCAGCAAGCUUCCCGGGCUGUUAAUCAGGCUAUCGGCAGGGUCAUCAGACAUCGCCAAGACUAUGGUGCUAUCUUCCUAUGUGACCACAGGUUCACAACUGGUGAUGUAAGAGGCAAGCUGCCUUCAUGGGUCCGCCCUUAUGUGAAUGUUUAUGACAACUUUGGGCAUGCAGUCAGAAGUGUCUCCCUCUUCUUCCGUGUUGCUCAAGAAAUUAUGCCCCCACCCCUGCCGCAAUGCCCUUCUGGCUCUGCUGGUUCCCUAAGUGAAAGUGAUACGUCACCAUCUACUUCAUCUGAGCAGAUCCUCUCCCUGAAAAAAGCCAAAAACUUGGAUGACCAUGUUCCCAGUUUGAAGAGAAAAAGAAAAGUAAAUGGAGAUGGAGCAUCCAGCCUAUGCACGGAAUAUGAACAAGAGCUCGUCUCACCUAGAAGACAAUGUAUGGGGCUCUUGGAUGCAUUGGAGCGCAAUGAGAAGAGCAGCGAAGAUGCCGAGGAGGAAAGUGACUUGUCAGGAGAGGAAAAGGCACAACGUCUGUCAACACUUUCCCUUCAGUAUGAGAAGAGGUUAACAGAUGAGCAGAAAGGAGGAAGGAAGAAAAUAAAGCUAGUCAGCAAUACACAAGCUGAUAAGAAAGCAGACCUGACGGAGCCGAAGAAGGCCCGAGCUACAUUGUACAUCGCAACAGUGAAGGAGACCCUAAGCCAACAGAACUAUGAUCUCUUCUCUAAGGCUCUUCAGCACUACAAGAAGACAGAUGACUUCCAUGCUAUGUUAUCUCAAAUGAGCUCCCUCUUCAUAGAGGAUGAAAAAAAGCAUAUCUUAUUACGAGAAUUUUACCAGUUUGUUCGACCUCAACAUAAAAAACAGUUUGAUGAAGCAUGUUGCAAUCUGACUGGAGUGGGCUGUGGCUACAAACCUGAGCACAGCCUCCUGCGGGAAGAGAGAGAGAUACUGGCCAAGAAAAUAGAAGAAAAAGAGAGUCAGCAGAAAACAGCAUUCGCAAAGGACUCGUGCAGUCAGCUAAACCCUGGACUCCACUUGAACCGGGGAGGAUUCCACUUGACAACAGGACUGAAUAGUGCAGGGCAGAACACCAGUCGAGCUCCAAGGAAAGACACUGAAAAAGCUUCAAGCUCUAGGAGAGAUCACCACCAGGUCCUCAGGGCUACUUAUCUCAACGACGUGAAAAGGGCUUUGAACAAAAGCACUUACAGCCGUUUCUAUGAAGCAUUGUUAGCUUACAAGAAGACAGAUAACUAUGAUGCUAUGAUAUCAGUGAUAGCAGCCCUCACCACUGAGAGGCCAGAAGACUUUCAUCUCCUACAAAGGUUUUACAUGUUUGUGCGCCCUCAUCACAAAGAGCAGUUCAAAGAGAUGUGUAAAGAUUUGACUGGAAUGGUCUGUGGCGAGGGAGAGAAGCAAUUGCAAGAGCAGGUGCAAGGGGAAGGGAGCCCUCUGAGUUUGGAGAGCUGGUGCACUAAAGGAGAAAACAGCCACGUACAAGAUGCAGCCACUUCUAAGGAUGAGGCGCCAGAGAAAAUUCAGACAAAGAUUUCCUCCUUCUGCUUUAAUCAGAAAAGCAAACUUGAAUUUCCAGUGACCAAAGUAUCAAAAGAAACCAGUAACGUGAGAGCACCCACAGGCUCUGGAGCUGUGCCUAUCUUCCCCCUAGAGAUGGAGCCAGAGUGUGGAAGAUUCCAGUGCUCUAACUGCAAAUCUGAGGAUGAUGUGCCUUUUAAAUGUCCUUUAUGUGACUUCACUUGCUGCAAAACAUGCUGGGAGCAGUUCUUAAAGAUGAGGAAGAAGUGCCCAGAGUGCCGCAGUGAUGUGAAGAAGCAGCGAUUAAUCCAAGUUUUCUUCUGGUCAUAAUCUCACCGACAGAAAGGGCAAGUAUCUGGUAUCAGCAGAAAGCAAGCGCUGCACUCUGGCUCUCAACCUGAACGGAAGCAGGAUGAGGUUCAUUUGAAUAUCUUUGAUCCUUCGC